GCCCGGGGCGCUCCUGGCGCUGGGGGGGCUCCUGGGGGGGCUCCUGGGAGGGGGCCCGGGGGGGGCUCGGGGGGCUCACGAGGGCACCGAGACCCCCCGACUUCGAGGUGGAAGCGGGUCUGUUGGUGGUUUCGGAGCCCCCAGACCCCCAAAUGUUUCUCGCGGACGCUGCACGACCUGAGCUGCUUCUGGGACAGCCCCGGGCCCCCCGACCCCCGCAGAUUCCGGCUGCAGUUCCGGCUCGAGCAGGACCCCUGGCAGGACUGUCCCCUCUGGAGCACCGCGGUGCCCCCCAACUCGUCCCGGUUCUGGUGCUCCCUCCCUCCCUCUGCCACCGUCACCUUCAUGCCCCUCGAGCUGCGGGUGCUUCCGGGGGUCCUCGGCCCCCCCCGGGACCCCCCCAGUGACCCCGGGAGCCCCCUCGGCCACCUCGGGGACCCCCCUGUACCACCGGACCCUCUACAUCGACCAAGUCGUGCUGCCGGGACACCCCCAGAACGUGUCGGCGGUGCCGGGGGGAGCGCGGGGGGAGCUCUGUGUGCGCUGGGGCCCCCCCCCCCCGGGCCCUACCUGGAGUCCAGCCUGGUCUUCGAGCUGGCCCUGAGCCCCCCAGGGGGGCCCCCCAAAACGGUGGGGGUCCCGGCGGGGCGGCGGGAGCAGCUGGUGGGGGGUCUGGGGGGCAGCACCCCCUACACGUCCGGGCCCGCGCCCGCCCUGAUGGGCUCAGCUACGGGGGGUUCUGGAGCCCCUGGUCCCCCCCCACUACCGCAAAGACCCCCCCAGACCUGGACGCGGGUGACACUGGGCCUGUCGUGUCUGCUGGUGGUGCUGCUGCUGGGAUGGGGGCACUGGGAUGCUGGGACACCGCCGGCUCCUGAGGGAGAAGCUGUGGCCGCCGGUGCCAGGCCCCGAGCGGGAGUUCGAGGGGCUCUUCAGUGCCUACGGGGGCAACUUCCAGCUGUGGCUGUGCCAGGGGGUGGGGGCUCCCUGGCCCCCCCGGGGCCCCCCCGAGGCUGAGGAGCUGCCAAGCGCCGUGGAGGAGGUUGGGGGCCCCUCCCUGGAAAGGGACCCCCCCUGACCCCCGAGGAGGAGAGGAGGAGGGGAGAGGGACCCCUGCCCUGUGCCCCCCCGGGGGCCCAUCUCCCUCGCCCAGUUUCGAGUACACCCUGUUCGACCCGGCUCGGCCCUGCUCUGCCCCCGCGGGCCCCCCCCAGGCUCCCCCUACGCCAACCUGGGGUCCCCCAAAGCGCCCCAGCCUCCCCCGAGCGGCCCCCCCAAAGGGCGAGGGGACCCCCCGCGCUGGGAACGGGCCCCUCCUACGUCAUCUGCUCCUAAACGGGGGGCUGGUGACGUCACGGUGAUGUCACGGGCAGUGACGUCAUUGUGGGGGGACACAUACGGUGACGCCACAGGGAAGGGACACGUGAUGUCAUAGAGGGGACACGAUGCUGUGACAUCACAGGGAAGGGACAAAUGACAUCAUGACAAAGGGGAGGUGUGUCAUGGUGACAUCACAUGUGAUGUCACGGAGGGGACACGACAGAAGGGACGUGCCAUAAUGUCACGAUGGAGGGAACGCGUCACGGUGAUGUCACGUAGAGACGUAGUGAUGUCAUCUCAGAGGGGCCGUGACGUGUCACAGUGAUGUCACAUGGAGACCCCCGAACACGAGGACACAGAUGGGGACAUGUCAUCUUGUCACACAUCAACACGGAAGGAGAUGUGGCCACAGGGACACAGGCGUGAUGUCACGACAGCAUGGGGACGCGUGUCAUAGUGACAUCACCCAGAGAUGCAGUGACGUCAUCGUGGAGGAGAUGCAACAACAUCAUGAUGAUGCACACGGCGACCCCCAAGACACAAGGAAUGGAGGGGACGACGUCACCCUCGUGACACACUAUGAGAGAGGGACACGGUGAUGUCACAUGUGUCACCCAGCAGCAUGCUGACAUCAUGAUGGAGGGCGACACGUCACCUGGUGACAUCACACAGCGAGCCGUGAUGUCACCACACGGGGACACGUGAAGGGACACGUGGGACGCCACAGCCCCCGGCUGGGGCCACUUGGGGGACAUGGGGGGAACCCUGGGGAGGGGCGGGGGGAGGGAGGGGACACUCAGGACACUGAAUUUCCUGUGCUUUGGGUUUUUAAUGUUUUUAUACUGGAAAUGGACAAUAAAUGUACAGUAAAUACACAAUAAAU
Molecule: messenger RNA, 2203 nt
Organism: Chiroxiphia lanceolata (lance-tailed manakin)
Lineage: Eukaryota; Metazoa; Chordata; Aves; Passeriformes; Pipridae
Product: collagen alpha-1(III) chain-like
Exons: 9
Coding region: 346-1017 (223 amino acids)
Source: RefSeq, a predicted model, not a curated record